CCAUCGUGUUACUUUGUCUAGCUUUUGUUACCUGGAUUUGCCUUCAAUGUAACCUUGCAAUUGAGCUCCAUUAGUCACUUUCGAUGAAUGGGCAGUUGCAUUUAGUGAUAAGAGUUUUUGUGGAGGUUGUUUGAUCUAAGUUUUUAAAGUGCACUUUAAUAAAAGUGUUCAAUCAUGCUGCACUUAAAUUCAAGAGUUUACAGUAAUGGAGAGACUUGGACUGAUAUGUUUUUUCUUCAGCAAUGCAUCACUUUUUACAGGAAAUGGGUUUCCUAUUCCUACACAAAAGGGGAAGAUGAACAGAAAGGAUUAUUUUAAAUGACUAAUUUUUAUGAUGUGUCAAGAGAAGACAACUCUGUGAUCAAGCAUUUUUCUGACCCUAACAUGAGGAAUUGCUCACCCCUGCUAAAUCUGAGGGAGGAUAAACAUUUCUUGCUGUGUAGACAAUGAGGCAAAGUCUUGUGCAAACGUGAAUACAUGUUGGAAUGGGAAGAAGAGGAUGGCCUUAUCGAAUUUAUUUCCUGAUAAUGUGCAUGUUCUACAUGUUAAUGGUUUUUGUUUUCCAUGGCCAACUUCAGCUGGAAAUCCUUCAGAACAAGCAAAUUAAAGGCAUUGUAAGACAUGUUCAUUCAGCCCUGCUCAAAUUUAAUGCUAGUUCUGUUGAAGCAAAUGGAUUGAGAAGGGAUUUAUCUCACUUUCAGGUCCAUAGUGAGUCAUUCUAUAGAGGACCAGCAGGGCCUCUGAGUGAUGAUUGCUUCAUUUCUCCAAAGAAUAUGGAAUACAAAUUCCAGACAGUGCUUCCCAAUGUUCUGUAUAUUUACUCAGCCUACUUGGAUGAAAGAACUAGUCAAGCUUAUGUUAGGGUUAUGGCCAUUCUUGCCAGAAAGAAAAAGGACAAGGUUGAAGUAACAUGCCAUUUUGGUGACGAAGAAGGAGCUAAUAUCAGUGCUGUUGUGUAUGAAAUGUGUGAAAACCACAACAAAAUGAUGGGUGGAUACAUCUUAUCUUUCCCAGUGGAUAGAGGGUUAAAACCAUGCCAUGUUAUAAUUAAGGCCAAGGAAUCAGGUUCAGAUGAGGUGAGGACAGUGUCUGUUAAUGUAACCAAGAUCUCUCCGAACUCCACACAGUACAGUUACGGUGUAUGUAUUCCGCCUCUCUUUGGAGAAGUAGAUAAAGGAAGGCUUGUGGAAUUCAUCGAAUUAAAUCAAUUACUUGGUGCUCAGCAUUUCAUUUUUUAUGAUUUUCACAUAUCAAAAAAUGAGACUAGAAAACUUCUUCAGUAUUACAGGGAGCGGGGUUUAGUGACUGUUAUACCAUGGGUGAUACCGGGGGAGAUUAAGGAAUCCUCGCUAUGGUACCACGGCCAGUUACUGGCCCAUAAUGACUGCAUGUUCCGAGCAAUGAGUCUCUUUAAUUUUAUGGUGCUACAAGACAUCGAUGAAUAUGUUGUGCCACACACUUCUCAUAAACUCUGGUCUGAAGCUUUGUCAGAUUUAUUCCAAGACAGAGUUGUGGGGCUUAGCUUUCACAGUGCUUUCUUUGACCCUGGGGACUCAAAAGACCUCGUGACAAUGAAACAAUUUUCAAGAACAGCCAUGUACAGUAAAGUAAGAACCAAAGUCAUGAUAAUGCCAUCAAAGAUAUUUGAAGUUGGAAUUCAUCAUGUUAGCAAACCAUUAGGGGAGGAUUUAACCAUUAAAACAGUGGAUACCAAAGUAGCCAAUCUACAUCACUAUAGAAAGUGUGUCAAAAAUUACGGCAUGAAAUGUGAUAAAUUUGAAGAUGACAAAACAAUGCUCAAAUAUUCAAGUGUGCUAAAAAAUAGAUUUAUAUAUAUUAUGAAUCUAACGUUAAUAUGAUUCCCAGAAUUACCUAGGUUAAUAAUUUAUGGUAUUAUUAUUCUCUAAAUUAUUUAUUUUUUCACUUGUAAAAUCAAUGUACAAUAACUGUAAUUAUAAAUUUGACA
This is a messenger RNA of Saccostrea echinata, 1966 nucleotides long. RefSeq names its product beta-1,4-galactosyltransferase galt-1-like. The transcript has 2 exons. The record is from RefSeq and is a predicted model, not a curated record. NCBI's taxonomy places the organism in Eukaryota, Metazoa, Mollusca, Bivalvia, Ostreida, Ostreidae. Bases 486 to 1859 code for a protein of 457 amino acids.